AUGAAUCAAUUUUCCGGAGAAAUUACAUUUUCCCUUUCCAAUCUAACAAAGUUGGAAGUGUUGAGAAUACAGAGAAAUUUUGUCCAAGUUGAUGUCCCUUGGGAACUCGGUGAUCUUGGUUACAUGGUUAUAUUAGACCUGCAAUAUAAUCAUCUUACUGGAUCUAUACCACCGUCAAUCUUUAACAGUAUGAUGAUGCAAGUGAUUGCUCUAAGCGGCAACAAUCUUACUGGAAAGCUUCCAACAACUAUAUGCGACCAUCUUCCAAACUUGGAAGGGCUUUACCUCUCAAGAAACUCCCUAGAUGGAGUUAUUCCACCAAACCUGGAGAAAUGCAGAAAGCUUCAAGUCUUGUCAUCGUCAUUCAAUGAGUUUAUUGGAACUAUACCAAGAGGGUUACCUAAUUUAACAACUCUUGAAAUAUUAAAUCUGAGAGGACAAAACUUGGAAGAAAACAAGCUUCCAGGUACUCGACCUUCAGAUUUAGGUUAUGGAAUGCUCAUCUUAGAAGUAUUUAUUUGUGCAGAAAAUAAUCUGAGUGGUUUUAUAUAUGCUUCCAUCUCAAAUUAUUCAAGUCUCAGAGUACUUAAUCUCUCAGGCAAUAGUUUCACAGGUCAAAUUCCUGAAUCACUCGGUAACUUAAAGCACCUUCAGUUCUGA
Messenger RNA from Lycium ferocissimum, 660 nucleotides. Its product is annotated as leucine-rich repeat receptor protein kinase EMS1-like. Lineage: Eukaryota; Viridiplantae; Streptophyta; Magnoliopsida; Solanales; Solanaceae. The transcript is spliced from 2 exons. Gene Ontology annotation, molecular function: protein binding. The record is from RefSeq and is a predicted model, not a curated record. Bases 1 to 660 code for a protein of 219 amino acids.